Molecule: messenger RNA, 1559 nt
Organism: Thamnophis sirtalis
Lineage: Eukaryota; Metazoa; Chordata; Lepidosauria; Squamata; Natricidae
Source: RefSeq, a predicted model, not a curated record
GGUUAGAGACCCAGCUAUUCAAAUCCAAGAAAGACGGAUAUUUUUUUUAUCCCUUUCCAAGGAAAAAGGAAGGAGGGUCUAUUUCUUUCUUAAAGGAAAAAUGCAUAGACAAAAGUUUGAGUGGCAAUAUUUCAUCUUUAGAUUGCUGAUACUUUUGAUAUAUGUUUUAAAUGUUAUAAUUUGUGAAACUGGAGAGUGUAGAGAGCAGGAGUACAGAGAUCAUGGUGGAAACUGUAUAUUGUGUGAACAGUGUGGCCCUGGAAUGGAAUUAUCUAAGGAAUGCGGUUUUGGAUAUGGAGAGGAUGCCCAGUGCAUGACAUGCAGGCCAAACCGAUUCAAAGAGGACUGGGGCUUUCAAAAAUGCAAACAAUGUUUGGACUGUGCUUCAGUAAAUCGAUUUCAGAAAAGCAAUUGUUCUGCCAUUAGCAAUGCUGUUUGUGGAGACUGCUUGCCUGGAUUUUAUAGAAAGACAAAGCUUGGGGGUUUUCAAGAUAUGGAAUGUAUUCCUUGUGGUGAUCCACCUCCUCCUUAUGAACCACAUUGAAUUCAAAUUCUGUUGGAGAAAUGAUUCCAGCAUUUCUUGGUUCUCUUUCACAUUCCACUUGUGGAGAUCUUUCAGAUGCUUGGCCUCUCAUCCAAAAACCAGAAUGUUGUGAUAGUAUUUCUUUCUCUGAAUCAUACUCUGAACUAGUGGGAGAAGAUGAAAACCUUUUCAGCCCCUUAGAGAUAGAAAGUGACGCUAUGGAUUCAGAUAACAAACAGGAUUUAAAUAUAGUCACAUCUACAAACCCUCAUUUCGGAAGCUUGACAGAAUCACAUGAACUUUCCAGUAUCACUGCUCCCUUAAAUCAGGUUUUGGCUGUUGAACCAUUCUCAGCAACAGAUUAUGACAGAAGAAUCCGCAUGACCUUUCCUGGCAGCCCUUAUAUUGAGUGCCUCUUCUCUAAUGUUUGUGAAUGGAAUGCUGCCUGGGUCUCAGUGGUUAACACCCAGUGUCAAUAUCUUCUCUGUUCUAAAGGGUCUGUACAAUCACAGGAUGUUCACUAUGAAGGGUCAGAACUUGCAUGUUUUGAUAGAUCACAACUUAAUAUAUAUGAACAUAGAACAUGCUGCCGGGGCCAGCAGGAUUCAUUACAGAUGUGUGGUCCAGUGCAUUUGAUUCCAUCGUUGUGCUGUGACGAGUCCUGUAGCUUUGAACGUAGUUGUCAUAGCUGUCCUUUUCACUCUCAGACUACACUUCAUGAAAGGUACUUCAGGUUUUUAACUUCUGCCUUUUGCUAACUCUUCUACUGAAUAUUUGUUUGGCCUUAUUACAUGAUAGAUUGGACUAUAUAUCCUGUAGAGUUUUCAAUCAAUGGAACAGACAUUUCUGACAGAUUCAAUCACUAAUUUGAAAGGGAAAGGGGAAUGUACAAUAUGCAGGAAAAAUCCAAUUCAGGUAAAUUAACUAUAUUCUAACUAUAUUCUACUCUGUAAUGUUGCUUUUUAAAGUUCUGUUGCACUUUUGUUAGUACUGAAAAGCAUAAUUUUGUUGUGUCCAUUUCUUACAUUUUGAACUU